Molecule: messenger RNA, 2187 nt
Organism: Emericellopsis cladophorae
Lineage: Eukaryota; Fungi; Ascomycota; Sordariomycetes; Hypocreales; Bionectriaceae
Product: Serine/threonine-protein kinase-like protein
Exons: 3
Coding region: 1-2187 (728 amino acids)
Biological process (GO): protein phosphorylation; intracellular signal transduction; intracellular monoatomic cation homeostasis
Molecular function (GO): ATP binding; protein serine/threonine kinase activity
Source: RefSeq, a predicted model, not a curated record
AUGGCGCCCCAAGACGGAGCAGCGGCUGCUGCUCAACAGCGGCGACAGCAAUACCCUGCACAAGAUGGGACCGCCACAAAGCCUCACGCAAUUCAGACAGGACAGACACUCCAGACAUCAUGCAAUACUAGCAAAUCGGACUCGCUUACCGCCAACUCGUAUACCCCCAGCUCGCCUCGUCAAAUACCCAGCGACUUCUCGCCCGCCGCCAUCCUCGAGGAGGGCGCUGAUUCGGAAGACUCGCCUACAGAGCCCCUCACGCCGACCAGCAGUCACUCGCCGCAGUUCACCACCGUGAAGCAGACGCAGACUGGCAACUAUACUCCUUCAUUCGACUACUCGAGACCUCAGCAGCAGGACUCGCUGCUCCCACCAAGGGCGUCGGCCGACCAAAGUAGCAUUUGGCGCCCCUCUGAAGACGAACAGGCACAGCAGCCACCGCAGCAGGAUUCGAACGAGUUCAAGCCUCCGUCUCUCUCGCGACGAUCGACCCGUAAUUCGACGGCCAGCUUCAGACGCACAAUGACAGGUCUUUUCCGUCGGUCCAAUUCCAGCCUUGCUGCUGGAGAGCAGCAGAACAACGUCAAUGUUGCCUCACCACCGACGUCAAACCCUCAGCCGCGCGCAAGCCAAUCGCAAGAGGAUCCCGCGAGAAGGAAUGCCGUUCCUGUCGCGAGUCGCCCACCGCCGAUCAGCAACGGCAUGGCAAAACCAAAUCGCCGGUUCUCCUUCCACAGUGCCAAAGAUUUCGAGAACAAAAGGAAGAACCGCUCGUCGACAGGGUUGUCCCUCCGCGGCAAAACAAUAAACUUCCUGACUCCGAACACACCCAACGGGCAUGGAAAUGGGGCGCCUCGGUCUUCCCGCCCGCGGUCACGCCGUGCCAGCAGCUUUGACUCUGAGCGCGCCAACUCACGGACGCGAUCGCCGCACACGACCCAUCACGCGGACCACAACGCCUACUCCGCCGAGCGUCAGGCAUUCGCACUAGCACCGGAUGCUGGCACCGGCACCAAGGCUCGGCGGAUGAGCCUGAGCCUUCCCGACGAGUUCAUGGUGGACGUAGCUGAGCUCACUGAUGAGUUUGAGUACCAGUCCAAAUUCCUUGGCCGUCAUGGCAAGCAUAUCGGCAAGGGCGUCGCUUCCAAGGUCACUUUGAUGAUGCGCAAGGGUUGUCCGGAGGAGCUUUACGCUGUCAAGGAGUUCCGUGGCAAAUCUAGCAGCGAAACCCAAGACUAUUACGAUAAAAAGGUCAAGUCCGAGUUUAGCCUGGCCAAGAGUCUUCACCACCCCAAUAUUGUCGAAACCUUCCGCCUCUGCAAAAACCACUCGCGCUGGAACCACGUCAUGGAAUACUGCUCCGAGGGCGAUUUGUUCGGAUUAGUGCAAAAAGGCUUUUUCCUCGGCGAUAACAAGCGGAAAGACCGCAACUGCAUCUUCAAGCAGUUGGUUCAGGGGGUGCACUAUUUGCACUCUCACGGCAUCGCCCAUCGCGAUAUCAAGCUCGACAACUUGCUUCUCACAGCGGACAGCAAGCUCAAGAUCACGGAUUUUGGUGUUUCCGAGGUCUUUUCUGGUACCCACCCGGGACUCCGCGAAGCUGGGGGCCAAUGUGGCCAACACAUGGAUGAUGAGGUCCGGCUGUGUUCCCCUGGUAUCUGCGGAUCCUUGCCCUACAUCGCACCCGAAGUCAUCGCCAAGAAGGACAAGUACGACCCUCGCGGCCUUGAUGUGUGGAGUAGUGGGGUGGUUCUGAUCUACCUGACGUUUGGUGGUGCCAUUUGGGAGAAGGCCGCCCCCGGAUAUGGUCAAUACGAUGAUCUCGUCAAGGGCUGGCAGAAGUGGGAGUCGAAGCAUGAGCCUGGGGCUACCAUGACAGACACCGAUUAUCCUCACCAGAAGGCCUUUGAUAUUGGCAUUACUCCACCUGCACUUCGCCGUCUAUUGUUGCGGAUGCUGCACCCUGAUCCGGCCAAACGAAUCAACAUUAAUGAUGUGAUUAGUAACCGGUGGAUGAAGGGGGUCGAGUGCUGCCAAGUGGAGUCUUACGACGACCCCUGCUUGCUCAUUGACGCGACCAAAGCAAGUUCGUGGAACGGCAGCAAGAAAGUGUUCUGCCACAGCCAUCUGCCUCCUAAGAGCCAGGGGCAUUCCUUGGGCAAGAUGCCCGGCCAGCCAGGAUAUUAG